Molecule: messenger RNA, 4994 nt
Organism: Dendronephthya gigantea
Lineage: Eukaryota; Metazoa; Cnidaria; Anthozoa; Malacalcyonacea; Nephtheidae
Product: tetratricopeptide repeat protein 28-like
Exons: 13
Coding region: 122-4732 (1536 amino acids)
Molecular function (GO): protein binding
Source: RefSeq, a predicted model, not a curated record
GUAAAUAUUACAAAAAUCACUGAAAUUGUAAUUGUUCGAUUGAUUUAGUUAAAAAAUAUUAAAAAUAAACUCAACUACAACAAGAGCUUCUAAAUAUAGAUUAAUACGAGGCACGAGAGUUAUGGAGAAUCCCGUAGGAAUCCCGGCAGAUUCGAACCAGAUUGACGAAACAAAACGUGCAGCUAAAAAAAUGUUAAACGAAGGCAGCUACUUACAGUCAUUGGAGAUAUUCUCAAAGAUCCUUGUUGAACAUCCUAAUGACCAGGAAGCUCUGGAAGGAAAAGUAACUGCUUCUCUGGAGUUAAAACUGUUCCAUCGUUGCCUGAAAGAUGUUGAAACAUUGAGUCACCUAAAUCCGCACAGCGCAAAGAUCCACAAUUUGGCUGGACAGAUUUAUGAACAAAUUGGCUCCAAUGAGAGGAGCAUUUGUGCCUAUCUGAAAGCGUAUUUGUACGAACAAGACGUCGAAAAUCGUCCUGAAACGGUGCAGAAAAUAAGCAGAUUGUGUUCUACUGUUUUGCCGGAACAUAAAGAAAUGACAGGCAAUCUCGAUUGUUUCCAAAGUCUUUUUCUGCUGUCCGAAAAAUUAGCAGAACAAGAGAAAUUCCAAGUCUGCCUGGAGAUAUUAAUUACUUUAAUGAUGACUCAUUGUUUGGAUGAAAAAAACUCCAAAGCCUUCAAAAACAAGCUGAAUGUUUGCUCAAAAAUGGACAAUGUUGAAGCCUGCAAAAAUAUAGAAGCCUGCACGUUUCAACAAAAUAUGCAACAUGAGAAUAUUGAAACAAAAAAUAACCGUACAAUAUUAAGUCGUAUGGAAACGUUAAAAGAAAGCAAGUUAGAUGCAAAGAUCCGUAGUUCUCUCCUUCAAAAUAUGCAUUCAGGUAAUAAAUGCGAAACCGCAUCUGUUGAAGAAAAGAAUUCAGAAAGUGUUCCAGAUUCCGAUGAAGAAUUUCCAGACAGUGUCAGCAAAGAACCAACUAUAACGUUCUUGCCGAAUUCUGACCAACAAACAAUUAAUGAGAUGCUUUUACAAGCCUCUGACUGUUGUCACAAACUUGGAAGAAAAGGGACGUCUCUUUGGUUUGCAAGGAAACAAUUAGAACACGUCCAAGCAUCCAAUAAUUCAAUUCAUGUACUGAAAGCGUACGACCGAGUGGGGACUCUAUACGUUGAAAAUGGCGAUUAUGAUGCUGGUGUAUUUCAUUACACCAAAGUGCGGGCAAAAUGUCGAGAGGUUUUGGCCACCAAGAUUACGAUGGAACAAGAGAUAGAGAUUUCCGCAAUAGAGCGGAGAAGUAUUUUGAAGCUGUGUUCGUUGUUUAAGGAUUUGGAACUGUACGAGCAAGCCAAGGUGUAUUUGAAAGAGUUCUUCUCAAAAGUUGAGGUUGUGGAGCAACAAAGUUUAGUGAAGGCAUACAGUCUUCUAGGAGAAGUAGAAUUAGCACAAAAUCUCUACGAAGAGGCUGUAAAAACCCACAGAACUCAGUUAGCUUUGUGUCUUAAAUAUGACGAUCAAAAAGGGCUUGUCCUUGCGUAUAAGUGCCUUGGUAAGGCUCACCUGGCUUCGGGAGAUAAUGUAGCAGCGAUGGAAUGGUUUCAAUUGAGCAUUCACACAGCAAAGAUUCUGAACGAUCCUUUUUGUUUAGCAACAGCAUAUAACUGUAUCGGCGAAGAGCUGCUGUCACAAAACAAUCCUCAACAUGCGUUGACAUAUUUUCAAAAACAGCUGGACUUGUCAACUACCAUGGAUGAUGAACAGACGCUGCGUAUUCAAGCGCUGUACUGCUUAGGAAAGAGUUACCAGAACCUACGAUUGUUUCAACACUCCGAGUUUUUUUUCAAAAGAGCCAUAUUGGAGUCUAAAGAUUUGAAAAUGCAUCUGCAGGAGACGUAUAAGGAGUCAUUGGUUCAAGUUCUUCUCAUUUUGGGAAAGCGUGAAGAGGCUUUGGAAUUGUUGCUUGACAUUCGAGAUACUUUAGAGGCAACAUUUCAAAGAAUACGUGGACACACGAUUGUUGUUUCCCAUCCACUGCUUGAUAGACUCAAUACAUGUGUUGAUCAGAUCUUAGAACUAUUAGCUGAGGAAGGUCGACUGGAUGAGGCUCUUGAGGUAGCCGAAACAACUAAUUCCAUGCUUCUGAAAGAGAUGUUAACCUAUAAGGCACAUGUACAAGGAUCAGAGAUGGAUUCGAUAGCUAAAGAGUGUAUGGAUCUCUCAGAAAUAUACCGCGUUGUUAAUGAUAGUAAUAAGGUUGUCCUUUAUUACAGAGUUGUUAGGAAUGGUUUUAUCGUUUGGGUUGUUGCCCCAACACAUGGUAUAGUACAUUAUCACUGGUUCAAACCUCCGUCUAACUCAUCGCUGGAAGAAAUCAUUGAGGAGUUCAUGAACGGAUUACUUCAACCAAGCGACCAACUAGUGAAUUAUAGUUGUGAUCACCGGAAAGUAUUCAAAGGUUCAACGUUGACGCAAGAUACUCCGCCAAGUCCAACUGCAAGUCACAGAAGUAGCCCUCAAGGUUCCACUUCAAAAUCAAGAUGUACUCCUCAAAGUUCGAAUUCAAUGGAUUUCCUACGAGAGCUUUCUAAACUAUUCAUUUUUCCAAUUGAAGAAUCUUUGAUACGUCCAGACUCAAAUGGCCAUGAUGUAAUUAUCAUAAACAACGCAUUUUUGAGUAUGGUUCCAUUUGCAGACCUUCACUUCUCUAAUGGCACCACGAUAGCAGAUUUUGCCAAUUCUGUCCAACUUCUACCGUGUAUCUCUGUUUUAAAAAUCACCAAGGUGGACAAGAAUUUCCCAAAAGGGAUGGCAGUUAUUGGAAAUCCGGAAAUGCGAUUCUCCGAAAUGCAAGCUGGCUUUCAGGGACAUAUGCAGCAAGACUUCUUAGAACAAGAACUUAAUGACGUUGCCGUCGUUCUAGGAACGAUACCCGAAGUCGGCUCAAGAGCUACGAAGGAUAUGUUUUUGAAUGAAUGUAAUUCAACUACUCUGAUGCACUUGUCUACCUAUGGCUCCCACGAGCACGGGACUAUUACCCUAGCACCAAUUCCUGAUAUUGAUCCACGUGUGGGUAGCUCGCGUGGAUUCUUCUCGCGGGAUCCGUGGGAAAUCACUUUGGCGGACAUCGUUGCGUUACAAAAUGCUCCGGAGGUUCUAGUUUUGAGUGCAGGUUCUGGAUGCCGAAAUGAGUUUAGAGAGUUGGUCUCUUUCAAUACUUGUCUGCCACUGGCUUUCAUGUUAGCUGGUGUCAAAACAGUUGUCAUGGCGACGUGGUCGACCCCUCAGAAUGCAUUGAUGGCGUGUCUACGCCAGUUUUACAAAAAUAUUUCUGAUGGUUUGACCGUAUCUUGCGCAUUAUCGAGAGCUAAAACGCACGUACAAGCAAUUGAAGGAUUAGACGAACCACUAUUUUGGGCAUCAUUCCGUGUAUAUGGUCAAGAUAGCCUGGUUAAUGUGGAAGAAAUAAGACGGAGUAAGGCCGAGGAAUCAUUUUAUGAAGCACAGGAAAUCGCUUUAGAGAGAUUUCGGUUGGUUCCUCGAAACAAAGAAAGUUCCGAUGGCCUUGUAACAAACCGUUUGAAGGAAACCGUCAUUGAACUUCUUCAUCGUCAUCAUUUACAUCCUGAUCUGAUUGCAAUAUUGCUACAAGUGAUCAAAGAGGCUCUAACGAUCCUGGAAACUCCGUCCGACAAAGCUGCAACAACUAGCCUACCUUAUCGUGAGAUCACUGCUUCAUGGCUGACUUUAAUCCUCAAGGCUGAGAAAUUCUUGCUUUCUGUUGGAUUUCUGAUUAAAACCACCAGCUCAAGACAGACAAUACUUGUGUAUCCACACUGGAAUCAAAAUGGAUGUCUGGAAAAAGUAGAGUCGCUUCUUCAAUCUGUUUUUUGUAUUCUUUUUUAUUCUCCCGUCCUCGCGGAUGCUUUGCGAGUCGUUCUUUCAGACGAGAAGAGUUUGCUUGUUGAUCUUCGAGACACGCUUCAGAAAACGUUGACAUGCCCUUAUGAAGUAAUAGAAAUAUGUAAUACCACGUUGCUUCGAAAGUUCUGGCUUAAACGAAGUACUCGAAGACUGAUGGCUGAGUUAGGCUUUCGUCAAGUUGGUUAUGAACUGCUUGAAUUUAGGAACAGCAAAGAGGACAGAAAUGCUGCGGAAUCAUGUUUGAAUAUUUUCGGUCUUCUUUCAGGAUUGGAAACAUCGACAGAAAUAAAACAACAUCCAAUGCUGUCAAAGGUUAAUCUUCGUGCAUCCUGGAUGAGUUAUCGAGUUAGUGAUGAAGAAAACACAGCAAGAUAUCAUGUAGCACACAGCUUGGAUUCAAUUAAUGCAAAAUACAAGUUGGCGAUGACUGAUGUCAGAAAAUGGCACAACGGUGUUUUGUUAACACAGGCAAAAGUAGCGAAGUCAAAAAACGAGAAAGAGAAAGAAAAGCUUGACCACGCGUCAAUUGCACGUAGGCCUAUCAAACAAACAGAAACGUCAAAGCUUCCAGAAAUUAACAACAGGAAAGGGGAACCUAUCGACCUGGUGAAACUUGGGGAGAAGUUGACGAAGAUUAAAGUGCAAAGCGGUGCUGGUCCGUCGUCUGUGCGAAGGCCAGUUGAAAAAGAAGCGUCGCUGCCUUUGGUCGAGUGUCUGAUGAAACGACACGAAGCUGCCAAGAAUUUGAGGCAGUGUUUAGGAGGAAUACGAAGCCAGAGACGCGAAGAAAUUAGAAAACUUCUUUCUUUGUAAAAGAUUUUGGAAAACUUAUUUCCAUGAAAAAUGUAUAAUUUAAAACAUCAAUCAACUCAAUUCAUUUGCUUCCCGUGUAGCACUUGAAUAGGGCUUUCCCUUUUAGCGGCUGAAAUGCAUGGUCAAACCGGUGGGAUUAUCUUUAUGAUUAGAUCACCUUGUCUAUUGGAAGAUAAUACAAUGUAUCUAUACUUCUUCGGAGCUAAUGUGGAGCUCCGUUUACACCGUACCGGAUGGCGGAUUUGUUCGUCAUAACGUCGUC